Molecule: messenger RNA, 1543 nt
Organism: Aspergillus pseudotamarii
Lineage: Eukaryota; Fungi; Ascomycota; Eurotiomycetes; Eurotiales; Aspergillaceae
Exons: 2
Coding region: 244-1512 (422 amino acids)
Source: RefSeq, a predicted model, not a curated record
UACCUCAUUAGUCGGUGACUUAGCUGGUUUUCCGCGAUUGGAAACACCUAGCACUGAUCGUUUGCUUUUCGCCACUCCUUACCCAAAGAUUUUUUUUUUCUGAUUCAGCACCGCUUUUCUUUCCCCUAAAUCCCCUCCCAAAUUAUCCCUUUAUAGGAGGGUUCGUCCACUUCGAGUACUCAAUCGAAUUCAAUCCCUUGAACUGUCUUACUCGACAGUCAGCUACCACCACCACCCACAAUCAUGAAAUCAUCAAUUGCUGCAAAGGUCCCAAACGGCCACGGCAGCGUCUACAAGGAAGUGCGCUUCUCACCAACUGCCACUCCCAUUCGUCGUACCCAGUCGGUGCCGAACGCCCAUGCCGUCCAUCAUCCAGGAACAUUGACCACCAAGAGGGACGCUUCGGCCUUGAGUGCAAGCUACAUGGAACAGGCACAGUCGCUCCUUGUUCGUCAACGGGCCAAUUUCGAAAAUGAACGAUUACUUUUUGUAGAAGAAAGGCUCCUAUGGGAGAAAGAACGGGAACUGCUCAGACUGAGGAUCACCGAACUCGAGUCGCUCCUAAGUAAUGGACAUACAAUUACUUCCACAAGAGCUUCAACCGACUCUUCAUCGAAACCCAGUUUGACAUUUAAAUACCCAUUUGACCCACAGCCUCCGGCAAGCUUAUCCGAGGAGAAUUAUCAACACUGUGGCGCUCAAGUGUGGGAGGGUUCUAGCCCCGGAAGUCGGCCCACAAGAGUAUUCCCUGAAAUAGAGAAGUCAGAUAGCCACAGUCAGCUCCCGGAGCAAGGCGGAGUUUUGUCAAUCUCAGGGCCCUCUCUUGACGCUGCUUUAUCUCCUCGAGCCCAUGCGGCUGAUUCUGCAAUCACCAGUGUACCAGUACCAAUUGAGAAGCUCGACAGCAAACUUGAUGGCAUUACGCUCAAAUCAUCUGCGUUGCCUCCAGAAAUUGUCGCCCGCGUAAUGACACCUCCAUCACCUUCACCUCAGGAGGCAUCUCCGGCUUCAGUAUCUGAAAAAGCCCUAGAGCGCCGAAACAGUUUGAAGUUAAGGCUUUCAGAGUUGGGGACACUAGAGAGAAGGUUGACGAAGGAUGCCGGACACACUCCAAUGGUCGUUAUUGAUGGUGACGCCGAUGCCGAUGUGGAAAUUGAGCAGCCUUCUCCAAGCGAAGGGCGUUCGAAGGAGGGCGAAUCCCUUGUCCCAGCGACACUUCGGCAACCCGCAGAAAACUCCGAUUCGUACUUCUCCGAUCUACCCGAAGAUCCAGCCUUGAAAGGCCCUCUAUCUCUACUGAACGAUGAAGAGCACGACAGUGGCUUCCUUAAGGAAUUAGACCAGAAGCUCCUUGAUCAAGCAAAGCAGGCCCUGGGGUACUCUGAGGAGUCCAAGGCUCCGGAGGUCGAGGUUGAGGCUGCAAGCCGCGCUAGUCAGGAGCCAGAACUGAAAUUCAAAAAUAGCACGAACUUUGGUACUGCAUUUGGUAUCUCAAAUCUGGGUGGGGUCUAAAAAAAUUUUGGAUACUUUACACGGCGGCAAU